Molecule: messenger RNA, 1191 nt
Organism: Plasmopara halstedii
Lineage: Eukaryota; Oomycota; Peronosporomycetes; Peronosporales; Peronosporaceae
Product: RxLR-like protein
Exons: 3
Coding region: 1-1191 (396 amino acids)
Source: RefSeq, a predicted model, not a curated record
AUGCAGUCUCGAUUGGCAACCGCUCGUCUCGCACUGGCAGUGGCAAUCGUGACAUCAGGUAAUAUCGCGGAUGUCAAUGCGCGACCGAUGCACGCGGACAUCAUUCCUAAAUACCACCGAUACUUGAAAGAGAAAGAACAUGUGAAUACUGAGCUGGACAUUUGGCUGGAGCAGUACGGCCCCAUGGGAAAGAAGAAUGGUUUUAUCCCGGUGACAGAAUCACGAAGUUUAGAUGAUGUACGAGAAGAUCAGCUACAACGUUUCUAUAUGACCAAGGAACAAAUUAAUGAAGCACGGACUGCUAAUCCAAUGGCCGAAUUUACAACUGACGGACCGCUUACACUGAUGACAAUGGACGAAUUCAAAGAAUUUCUUCUGAAUAGCCACGUCAGUGAUAACAACGAAGGUGCCGACUCAAAAAAAAAGCGACGAAAAGCUGCGUUUGGGAGAGUGAGAAAUUCAACGUUAAGCGAGGGAGAAAAUUUGGAGUCCAACACCAGUAACACGAAGUCGCGAAGUAGCAGCAACGAUGAUGAAUCGAAAGCUUGGGAUCCAGCACCGGGGGAAUCAAAGGGUGAUACAACGACUCGUCGACUUCAUGCUUCUGAAUCAAGCCAGUACAGUUACAGUUGGAGUGGCUAUAACACAAAUGGACAGCAAGGACAGCAAAACGAUGUCGACACACAGGUACAGACACAGCGAAAUGUACAAACGAAUACAGGCAAUGAUGACCGCGAGACCAACCAAGGACUGAAUUUCCAUGACAUCUCUACAGGUGACAGUGCUCAAAUUGGUGCUGUGUCUAGUGCGGACAGUGGUAAUUGGAAUUGGUGGGGAGCUAAUGGCUGGGGUCUCUAUGGCUUGGGUGGGAACAGUUUGUGGUGGAGUGGCCCUAGUUGGUGGAGCGAUAUCAAGAAGCCAGGAGAUGCGCAGUCAAAUCAACCUUAUCACAAUCAGUGGUCCUCAUGGUUUUAUAAUCAGCCCACGUAUCCUUCUACUGCCGACACCUCGCUAGCUGCUGAGUCGCUGCAGGCCCCUACAAAUCCAGAUACAACUGACGAUGCUACGAAUGUUCCUCUGACGCGGCAAAAGGAAGAUGUGAAAAGUAUUUUUCCAAAAUGCACUUCAGUGCCUUUGAUUUCAUACGGCGCUGUCAGCAGUCAUAAGUUUGUAUUGGUCGUCAAUGGAUAA